Galendromus occidentalis (western predatory mite) is the source of this 2415-nucleotide messenger RNA. Its product is annotated as frizzled-4. The record is from RefSeq and is a predicted model, not a curated record. Lineage: Eukaryota; Metazoa; Arthropoda; Arachnida; Mesostigmata; Phytoseiidae. Gene Ontology annotation, cellular component: membrane. Gene Ontology annotation, biological process: canonical Wnt signaling pathway; non-canonical Wnt signaling pathway. Gene Ontology annotation, molecular function: transmembrane signaling receptor activity; Wnt-protein binding. The transcript has 2 exons. Bases 326 to 2068 code for a protein of 580 amino acids.
CAGUUUGUAGAUCGCUGCCAUCCGAGUUGGAUGCAGACGGAGGGCGCACAGCCAAACCCCGGCGAUCCAAACAACUGUGAACAUCAAUUAUUAUCGAAGAGCGAAACGUCAGUGCUCCCGGGGAAGAAAGGUCCCCACAGGAAUAACUGAUCAACCGGCGUGCCGAAAGCUCGACGUGGAUCACUUCACAAGGGACGACGUUUUUUUGUUUUCGUUGCUGACAGUGUGAGCAGCAGUCGUGUCUUCGUCGUGUGGAAGCUGCAGCGGAUUCUGCAGCUGUGCUCGCUGACUUCUGGUUCUCGAGGAACGAUAAGCCAACGACAAGAUGUGCAGUUGGCUGUUCUGUUUACUAGUGGCGCUGACUUUUUCGACCAUCGACAGUUCUGCAGAAGUCGUUCGAACAUGCGAACCGAUCGAGUUCGAAUUCUGCAAAGGCAUUGGUUACAAUUACAGCGGCAUGCCGAAUUUCUUCAAUCACGAAACUCAAGAAGACGCUCGUCAGAACUACCUGACGUUCGUGCCGCUCAUCAAGUACAGCUGCAGCAGUCAACUGGUAUUCUUUCUAUGCUCGGUCUACGUGCCGAUGUGUACGGAUAAGGUCCCAUUCCCUAUCGGACCCUGCAGACCUCUAUGCGAAUCGGUGCGGUCGUCUUGCGAACCGACGCUGAACUCUUUCGGAUUCAGCUGGCCCGAACAGAUGAACUGUACGAACUUCCCAAAGGAAAACAGCGAUACCGAGAUGUGCAUGAAAGGCCCUUCGGUCGAGAGCGCCGAAGCCGCGGCCACUCCCGCACCGCCACGGAAAGGACCGAAGCGUCCUAGUUCCCGGAAACCCAUCCACGCGAAGCAGAGCACCAACCAGUGCCUCCAGUAUCGGUACGGGGACCGUCAUUACGUGUUCAUAAACUCCUCGCAGCGCUGUGGUCAGGUGUGCGAUCGAGACGUCCUGUUCUCGAGUGAGAACAAGCGUUUCGCAGAGAUCUGGAUCGCAGUAUGGAGCGUAGCGGCCUUCAUGACGUCGGCCUUCACCGUUCUCCUGUACGUGAUGGACGCUAGUCGGUACGACAACCCCGACCGAGCCAUCGUCUAUCUCUGUGCCUGCUACUGCCUACAGUCCAUCGGUUACUUCAUUCGUUUGCUUCUGGGUCGCGAGACGGCUUCGUGCCAUUCCGAGGGCCAGGCUUCGGUGCUCGUUCACCAAGAUCUCUCGAACAGCUACUGUACGGCAGUGUUUGUGUUCAUCUACUAUUUCACAAAUGCGGCGGCCAUGUGGUGGGUGGUCGUCACGAUCACCUGGUUCAUGAGCCGACCGUCGCAAUACACGGCCGAGCAAGUGCGGCGGAGAAUGCUCGCGCUGCACGUGGCCGCCUGGCUCCUUCCGGCGUUGAUGACCGCAGCCAUUUUGAUUAUGCGAGCGGUCGACGCCGAAGAACUGACCGGAGUCUGCUACGUUGGAAACCAGAACCGGGACACUCUUCUCGCGUUCGUCAUCCUGCCGCAUAUCGCGUGCCUCUGUCUGGGCGCCGCGUUCUUGGUCUCCGGUGCCCUGAAGAACUAUCGCCAUCGCAAUAGGAAACCCUACAAGGAAAUGCCCGAGGACUCUGGCUCGCGGACCUGGAUCUUCGCAAUACUCUACUUCAUCCCGGCUUGCGGUGUUCUCGGCGUCAACAUCUACGAGUACCUCAACCGAGACUCGUGGACGCUGAACCAGAGUGUCCGGUCGGCGGGUCCCUACGUCGAAUGUUUCAGUUUCAAGUUUUUCAUGAGUGUAAUAGUCGGUAUCAGCGCAGGCUUGUGGACCUGGUGCUCGAAAGGCUCCCGAUUGCCCGACCCCGCGAUUCAGAAGCCGGGCGCCGCACCUCCUCUACUCGUCUCGACCCCGUUCCAGCAUCAGCCCAUCAUGGUGCAGAACCAGUACUUCGUUCCUCAGCGAAUGGUGCAUCAGAUGCAACAACAACAACAGCAGCAGCAUCAUCACACUCUGCAAUCGCUGCACCAUUCACACCAUCCCCAGCAUCACAUGCAGACGCUCCAGCAUCAUCACUCGCCGCCGGCGACGAUCUUAUAACGCUGAGGUGAAUACGGAGGACCACGAGUGGAUGUCCAUGUGUUCAUGUUGCCAUACAACAUCUCCCUCGACUCAUGUUCACCGCACUGAGCGAGAUGACCGUGUAGUUCUAUCAUUCGGUACAUUUAUGACAGACCAUUUCCCUCAUGAGGAUGCCAUAUGUGUUCAUAUUAAGGAGUUUCAGAAGAGGCCUAGUGUAUAUAUCUGUAAAAAAGAUGCGUAGGUACUUUAUUUAUUAAACUUUGCAACAUUGUUCAUUCGUGCGCAGCAUCGAUCAUUAUGCGUUAUAAUAGAAAAAAAAAUGCAGAGAACUCUUGUGAGUGAAUAAAGCGAAGCAUUGUACAAAA